Molecule: messenger RNA, 1669 nt
Organism: Drosophila ficusphila
Lineage: Eukaryota; Metazoa; Arthropoda; Insecta; Diptera; Drosophilidae
Gene: FarO
Product: fatty acyl-CoA reductase wat
Exons: 6
Coding region: 105-1598 (497 amino acids)
Biological process (GO): long-chain fatty-acyl-CoA metabolic process
Cellular component (GO): peroxisome
Molecular function (GO): alcohol-forming very long-chain fatty acyl-CoA reductase (NADP+) activity
Source: RefSeq, a predicted model, not a curated record
CUGACCGCCGCCUCGGGGCUCCAGUGCUGUGCCGUGCGGCUAUCCACGAUCCACGAUCCACGAUCCACCGCUGGAUCGAUCGCUGCUCAGGGAAAGGCUGCCCAAUGGAGAGCUUCUUCGAGGACAGGGAGGUGUUCGUGACGGGCGGGUCGGGGGUGGUGGGCAAGGCGCUGAUCGAGAAGCUGCUGCGCUCCUGCAACGUGAAGCGCAUCUACGUGCUCCUGCGGCCGCGCAGGCAGCUCUCGGCGGAGCAGCGGCUCCUGCGCCUGCGCCAGGCCACCGUCUUCCACGUGCUCGUCGCCGAGAAGCCGCAGGAGCUGGACAAGGUGGUGGCGGUGCCGGGGGACGUCUCCCUGCCGGGCCUGGGCAUCGACCCGGCGCAGGUGGAGCGCCUGCGGGGCGUCUCCCUGGUCUACCACUGCGCGGCCACCGUCCGCUUCGACGAGCCGCUCCGCGUGGCCCUCCGGCUGAACGUCGGCGGCACCCUGGAGGCGCUCAGGUUCGCCGAGGGGCUGCCCCUCCUGGAGGCCUUCGUCCACGUGUCCACCUUCUACAGCAACCCAUACUUGACGCGGGUGGAGCCAAAGUACUACUCCUCGCCGAUGGACUGGCGCCUCUGCCUCCGACUGCUGGACGAGGUCCCGGAGGACGGGCUGCUCGACGCCCUCACAAGGAAGCUGAUCGUGGGCUUCCCCAACACGUACACCUUCACCAAGAACCUGGCCGAGUCCCUGGUGAACGACUACCGCCACCGCCUGCCGCUGGUGGUGUACCGCCCCUCCAUAGUUCUCUUCGCGGUGGACGACCCCUCGCCCGGAUUCUCGCCCUCGCUGAUGGGCGCCAUGGGACUGUUCGCCCUGGUGGGCGCCGGCAUCCUGAAGACCGUCUACCUGGGCAGGGACAUCCGGCUGGACAUCACGCCGCAGGACAUCGGCAUCAAGAGCAUGCUGUGGUACACGAAGCGCGGCGCGGAGCUCUACCGCCAGGGGCCUCCGGCGGAGCUGCCGGUCUUCCUGUCCUCGUCCUGCACCCACGUGCCGCACACCUUCACCCAGAUCGCCGAGCAGAUGGACUCGCUGGACCUCUGGCGGCACUCGGCCUUCGGCAAGAACCUGAUGAUCCCCGGCUGCCACUACACGGACCGCCGCUGGGUCUACCAGUCGCUCGUCUUCGCUAAGCAGAUCCUGCCCGCCAUGGCCGUCGACCUGCUGCUCCGCGCCUGCGGCCAGCGGCCCCUGCUGAUGGGCGCCGUGCGGAAGGCCUACCAGACGCUCGAGGUGAUGCAGCCCUUCAUGUUCAACAACUACGACAGUCCCGGGGUCACCGACUACGAGCUCCUCACCGCGGAGAACCAGGGCACCGCCUUCGAUCUGGCCGCCUUCAGGCACCCGGAUAUCCACGGCCUGGUGAUCCAGUCCUGCGGCGAAAUGCUCCUCAGCAUCCGCACCCACCUGCUCCGCGAGGACCCGGCGACCCUCGGGCGCAGCAAGAUCAUCCUGCGAACGAAGGUCUUCCUCUACCGGCUGCUCCGCCUCUUCCUGCUCUACAAGCUGCUCCGCUGGCUGUGGUCGCGCUACGGGGCCUCCCUUUCGUUUUAAGCUUUUUUUUGGUAGCCUAAGUGGAGCUGGGUUUUGGCUCAGCUCAAUAUACUACAGAACCUCCCUAUUCA